Schistocerca gregaria is the source of this 3936-nucleotide messenger RNA. Its product is annotated as lysine-specific demethylase 9-like. Lineage: Eukaryota; Metazoa; Arthropoda; Insecta; Orthoptera; Acrididae. Bases 1 to 3936 code for a protein of 1311 amino acids. The record is from RefSeq and is a predicted model, not a curated record. The transcript is spliced from 5 exons.
AUGUCGACUACAGAAACAGAUACGAAUACUGACAAUACACAAGACCCAGUAGAAACAAACCUUAUACGCAUGUUUAGAGAGAUGCAGACAAAUUUAAUGUCGCAGUUUGCAGCUCAAGUUGUAGAAAAUGUUGCGUCACAAAUGCAAGCUCACACAGAAAAUGUUGCAGCUCAGAUAGGUACUGUUAACAAUCGAGUAGAAAAUGUUGCAGCACAAAUGCAAGCUCACACAGACAAUGUCACAGCGCAGAUAAACGCUGUCACUACCCAGAUAGCCAGUGUAACGACACAAAUGGACAAAAUAGACAAUGACGUGAAGAACCUGACCGACAUGCAAAAUAAUCUGACGACUCAACUGACCCAGUUAAAAAGAGAGGUAGCAGAUCAAGUGAUAGAGGUAGUACGCGAAGAUUUAAAUUACAUGAGCCAAAACAUUGAUAACUUAAAGUCCACAGUUAAGGAUAUGCCAGAACAGAUCCGUACCUUAACCGAAAAUUUUGAAGCUAUGAGUUUUCAACAGACCGAGCUUAGUGUCAAAAUGCAGGAGGCUGUAGACCAAGUUGAUGACAUGACGAAACAACAAAAACAGCAGUUUGACGAAUUUUUAGAGGAAAAAGACAAACAUAUCAACCAUACAUUAGAAACAGAACUGAAAAAAGCAAUAACUAACACUGUAGAACAGGUGUACACUACCCAAAACACGUCUGUAACUAAACUUCAAACUGACCUAGCUCAGUUACAAAAGACUCUGACACAGGACUUACCUGACUGGAAAAAACAUGUAGACGAGCAACUAAAGAGUAAACACCAUACACAGAACGAAAGAGAACAACAUUCAGAAGAGGAAUUUGAUGACAGACGCACAGCUUGUGGAACAGGCUCUUCUCUGCUGCAGAUGGGUUGGAGGAGAUACUGGACAGCGUGCUGUCCUUGUUUCGGCCGAAGGAAGACGAUGCAGGGGCAUCGACGGCUGGUCGAGUUGGAGCAGGUCACCAAAGCUCCGAAGAUGUUGUGGGUCGAACAUCUGCAUUCGCAGGCGGCAGCUGGAGAGUGCACUGGGCUUUUACGUGAUGAUCUGGAGUGGACUCGCCAACACCAUCCCGCUCAGAGAAGAAGACUAGAUGAGAAAACAGAUCAGCUCGAGACAAUUGCCGUGCCUCCAGCAUCAGAACCCGCGACUACUGCCGAAUCCCUAUCUGAGCCCCCCGAUAUGCAGUUAGAGAUGGGUGCUAGCCCACCAGCACCCUCAGUGGCAUCUCUUGCAGACUGGCAUGACAAGCCAGCGGAUGAGGAAUUAGAGAGUUAUGCUGAGCCACCACCUGACUCAGUAGAAAGUACUGCACAAUGGCCUGAUGAGCCCUAUAACGAGAAGUUGGAAAGAGAUUCUGAGCCACCACCAGACUCAGUAGAAAGUACUGCACAAUGGCCUGAUGAGCCCUAUAAUGAGAAGUUGGAAAGAGAUUCUGAGCCGCCACCUGACUCAGUAGAAAGUACUGCACAAUGGCCUGAUGAGCCCUAUAAUGAGAAGUUGGAAAGAGAUUCUGAGCCGCCACCAGACUCAGUAGAAAGUACUGCACAAUGGCCUGAUGAGCCCUAUAACGAGAAGUUGGAAAGAGAUUCUGAGCUGCCACCAGACUCAGUAGAAAGUACUGCACAAUGGCCUGAUGAGCCCUAUAACGAGAAGUUGGAAAGAGAAUCUGAGCCGCCACCAGACUCAGUAGAAAGUACUGCACAGUGGCCUGAUGAGCCCCAUAACGAGAAGUUGGAAAGAGAAUCUGAGCCACCACCUGACUCAGUAGAAAGUACUGCACAAUGGCCUGAUGAGCCCUAUAAUGAGAAGUUGGAAAGAGAUUCUGAGCCGCCACCAGACUCAGUAGAAAGUACUGCACAAUGGCUUGAUGAGCCCUAUAACGAGAAGUUGGAAAGAGAUUCUGAGCCGCCACCAGACUCAGUAGAAAGUACUGCACAAUGGCCUGAUGAGCCCUAUAACGAGAAGCUGGAAAGAGAUCCUGAGCCGCCACCAGACUCAGUAGAAAGUACUGCACAAUGGCCUGAUGAGCCCUAUAACGAGAAGUUGGAAAGAGAUUCUGAGCCGCCACCAGACUCAGUAGAAAGUACUGCACAAUGGCCUGAUGAGCCCUAUAACGAGAAGUUGGAAAGAGAUUCUGAGCCGCCACCAGACUCAGUAGAAAGUACUGCACAGUGGCCUGAUGAGCCCCAUAACGAGAAGUUGGAAAGAGAAUCUGAGCCACCACCUGACUCAGUAGAAAGUACUGCACAAUGGCCUGAUGAGCCCUAUAAUGAGAAGUUGGAAAGAGAUUCUGAGCCGCCAUCAGACUCAGUAGAAAGUACUGCACAAUGGCUUGAUGAGCCCUAUAACGAGAAGUUGGAAAGAGAUUCUGAGCCGCGACCAGACUCAGUAGAAAGUACUGCACAAUGGCCUGAUGAGCCCUAUAACGAGAAGUUGGAAAGAGAUUCUGAGCCGCCACCAGACUCAGUAGAAAGUACUGCACAAUGGCCUGAUGAGCCCUAUAACGAGAAGUUGGAAAGAGAUUCUGAGCCGCCACCAGACUCAGUAGAAAGUACUGCACAAUGGCCUGAUGAGCCCUAUAACGAGAAGUUGGAAAGAGAUUCUGAGCCGCCACCAGACUCAGUACAAAGUACUGCACAAUGGCCUGAUGAGCCCUAUAACGAGAAGUUGGAAAGAGAUUCUGAGCCGCCACCAGACUCAGUAGAAAGUACUGCACAAUGGCCUGAUGAGCCCUAUAACGAGAAGUUGGAAAGAGAUUCUGAGCCGCCAUCAGACUCAGUAGAAAGUACUGCACAAUGGCCUGAUGAGCCCUAUAACGAGAAGUUGGAAACAGAUUCUGAGCCGCCACCAGACUCAGUAGAAAGUACUGCACAAUGGCCUGAUGAGCCCUAUAACGAGAAGUUGGAAAGAGAUUCUGAGCCGCCACCAGACUCAUUGGAAAGAGAUUCUGAGCCGCCACCAGACUCAGUACAAAGUACUGCACAAUGGCCUGAUGAGCCCUAUAACGAGAAGUUGGAAAGAGAUUCUGAGCCGCCACCAGACUCAGUAGAAAGUACUGCACAAUGGCCUGAUGAGCCCUAUAACGAGAAGUUGGAAAGAGAUUCUGAGCCGCCAUCAGACUCAGUAGAAAGUACUGCACAAUGGCCUGAUGAGCCCUAUAACGAGAAGUUGGAAAGAGAUUCUGAGCCGCCACCAGACUCAGUAGAAAGUACUGCACAAUGGCCUGAUGAGCCCUAUAACGAGAAGUUGGAAAGAGUUUCUGAGCAGCCACCAGACUCAGUAGAAAGUACUGCACAAUGGCCUGAUGAGCCCUAUUACGAGAAGUUGGAAAGACAUUCUGAGCCGCGACCAGACUCAGUAGGAAGUACUGCACAAUGGCCUGUUGAGCCCUAUAACGAGAAGUUGGAAAGAGUUUCUGAGCCCCAACCAGACUCAGUAGAAAGUACUGCACAAUGGCCUGAUGAGCCCUAUAAUGAGAAGAUGGAAAGAGAUUCUGAGCCGCCACCAGACUCAGUAGAAAGUACUGCACAAUGGCCUGAUGAGCCCUAUAACGAGAAGUUGGAAAGAGAUUCUGAGCCACCACCAGACUCAGCAGAAAGUACUGCACAAUGGCCUGAUGAGCCCUCUAAUGAGAAGUUGGAUAUACAUGAUGAGCCCUCCAAUAAGGAAUGUUUGGCAACCACCUCUAUCUUUGCAGAAUAUUGUCGUUUGAGAGCAUCUCUUAGUGUUGGCCUUAUGAAAGUAAUGCCCUUAAAAACAGGACCAUUUCCGAUCAAAACAGCCUUUAUCGUUACAGGCCCACCGAAGAAAAGGGCCUUUACUGAACGGAAGGUGUGUCCUAUUAAGGCAGCCUUCAUAGUCACAGGGCCUCCAAAGAUAAGAGCAUUUACUCCAAAGAAGGUCUGA